Molecule: messenger RNA, 1674 nt
Organism: Malassezia globosa CBS 7966
Lineage: Eukaryota; Fungi; Basidiomycota; Malasseziomycetes; Malasseziales; Malasseziaceae
Exons: 1
Coding region: 1-1674 (557 amino acids)
Biological process (GO): transmembrane transport
Cellular component (GO): membrane
Molecular function (GO): transmembrane transporter activity
Source: RefSeq, a predicted model, not a curated record
AUGAGCGAAAAGAAGAAAGAGGAGCUAUUCGGCGGAACGACAGCAGAUGCUGUAGACACAGUAGAUGCUGUAGCGUUGACAGGCUCUGCGGAAUGGACCGAUCGCUCCUGCUGUGAGAAUGGGGCACCGUUAGAGGCUACUUUGGACCCCACAGAGUACAAGAAGUUGGAGCGGAGGGCAAGGUUCAAGAUGGAUGUGCAAGUCGUGCCGCUGUGCUUGCUCCUGUACCUUUUGUCAUUCCUAGAUCGUACGAAUAUUGCACAAGCCGUGUUGGACGGCGACCCUGCGUCUGGGCAGAGCACAAAGAACCCAGGACUUUUGACUUCACUGGGCCUCACCCCACACGAUUAUGCCGUGGCACUCACAGUUUUAUACCCGACAUACAUUGCACUAGAGGUGCCAUCGAAUUUGCUCAUUAAGCGCCUGGGACCCAGAAUAUGGAUCCCCGGGCUCGUCAUUCUGUGGGGCAUCGUUGAAACUCUCCAGGGACUGGUUUCUUCACGCACUGGUCUGUACAUCAACCGCAUCUUUUUGGGUGCCAACGGAGGCUGGCAUUCUCCUGGCAUUGCGGUAUAUCUGACCUUUUUCUACACACCGAAUGAACUGCAAUUUCGCCAGGCCUUUUUCUUCACGGGUGCAUCACUUAGUGGCGCCUUCUCCGGUCUCUUGGCCGCGGCCAUCCGCAAAAUGGACGGCAUCGCCGGUCAGCACGGAUGGCAAUGGAUUUUUUACUUGGAGGGAAUCUUUACGGUUCUUGUUGGUGUCGCAUGUAUUUUUUUGAUGCCAAAUGAGGCAGAGUCGUGUUUCUUGCUUACAAACACCGAAAAGCAGCUUGUGAGGGAGCGUCUUAACCGAGCGAAUGAUAGGUUCCGUGAUCGGCAUGAGCUUGCAGCCAAACUCGAAAAAUGCGAAUGCACCACCGGUGUAGAGGACGCACCUCAGCCCGUACCUGCGCCAUGGCAUCGAGACGUGAUGCGUGCUUUCACGGACAUGCGCUUGAUCCUGACGUGUGUGUUGGGAUUCUGUUCAGCCUUGUCCGUGUACUCGAUCGCGUACUUUUCACCGACGAUUGUCAAGAAUAUGGGCGAGUACAGCACAAUCCAGGCCAUGCUCAUGUCAUGUCCUCCGUUCGCUGUGUCUUUUGCAUACAGUAUUUUGAUGGCCAUUGUAUCAGACCGUCUGAGACAGCGAUACGUGACCAUUAUCGCGGGUCUCGGCCUGUGCACCAUCGGCUUGGCUGUUGUGUUGGGCUGCAAAGAAUCCAUGACUCGAUACGGCGGAAUCAUCCUGAUGACGAGCGGAUCAUUCUCUGUGCCGCCGGCUCUGUUCACAUGGCUUGCCAACAACGCGUCUGGACAUUACAAACGAGCGACUGGAUUGGCCCUGCUUAUUGUAUUCACCAACUGUAGUGGCCUUACGUCAUCAUGGCUAUUUAAUACCAAGACUGAGUCACCCGACUUCACACGCGGCAUCAGCACAAACCUGGCCAUCGCUGCGUUGGGCAUGGUUAUUUCAACUGCGAUUGAGCUCAGUAUUCUCUACGAACGAAAGCAGCGCCAGGCUGGGCGUCGUGACGAGCGCGUCGUGUCGCUGUACCAAAAAACAGGAUGGAGUAAUGACCACAUGCGACUGUACAUGGGGGACGACCAUCCCGAUUAUCAUUUGGAGUUGUAG